AUGGCAGCGUCUUCUUUCCGAGGCUCCUCCGGGGACCCGUCUCCCCUCCUGACGGCGGCCAGCCGGCGCGCGCUGCAGCUCUCCGGGACCCCCGUGCGGCAGCUGCAGAAGGGCGCCUGCCCGGCGGGUCUCCACCAGCUGACCAGCCCGAGGUACAAGUUCAACUUCAUCGCGGACGUGGUGGAGAAGAUCGCGCCGGCCGUGGUCCACAUAGAGCUCUUCCUGAGACACCCUCUGUUUGGCCGCAAUGUGCCCCUGUCCAGCGGGUCCGGCUUCAUCAUGUCGGAGGCCGGCCUGAUCGUCACCAACGCGCACGUGGCGUCCAGCACCAACGCUGUCUCCGGCCGGCAGCAGCUCAAGGUGCAGCUGCAGAACGGGGACACCUACGAGGCCACCAUUAAAGACAUCGACAAGAAGUCAGACAUCGCCACCAUCAAGAUCCACCCCAAAAAAAAGCUCCCAGCGCUGCUGCUGGGCCGCUCGGCUGACCUGCGGCCGGGCGAGUUUGUGGUGGCCAUCGGCAGUCCGUUUGCGCUGCAGAACACGGUGACCACGGGCAUCGUCAGCACGGCCCAGCGGGACGGCAAGGAGCUGGGCCUCCGGGACUCUGACAUGGACUACAUCCAGACGGACGCCAUCAUCAACUAUGGGAACUCCGGGGGACCCCUGGUGAACCUGGACGGCGAGGUCAUUGGCAUCAACACGCUCAAGGUGGCGGCCGGCAUCUCCUUCGCCAUCCCCUCAGACCGCAUCACGCGCUUCCUGGCCGAGUUCCAGGACAAGCACGUCAAAGACUGGAAGAAGCGUUUCAUCGGCAUACGGAUGCGGACCAUCACUCCGAGUCUGCUGGAAGAGCUGAGAGCCAGCGACCCAGACUUCCCGUCGGUCAGCAGUGGGAUCUACGUGCAGGAGGUCGCUCCAAACUCACCUUCUGAGAGUUUUGAAAGGUGGACAAGGAAUGCCCCUCCCCCGGCACGCUGGAACUCAAUGUGGCGGUAG
Messenger RNA from Suricata suricatta (meerkat), 999 nucleotides. It is a transcript of the gene HTRA3, whose product is annotated as HtrA serine peptidase 3. Gene Ontology annotation, biological process: proteolysis. Bases 1 to 999 code for a protein of 332 amino acids. The transcript has 10 exons. Gene Ontology annotation, molecular function: serine-type endopeptidase activity; protein binding. The record is from RefSeq and is a predicted model, not a curated record. NCBI's taxonomy places the organism in Eukaryota, Metazoa, Chordata, Mammalia, Carnivora, Herpestidae.